Molecule: messenger RNA, 2691 nt
Organism: Passer domesticus (house sparrow)
Lineage: Eukaryota; Metazoa; Chordata; Aves; Passeriformes; Passeridae
Product: serine/arginine repetitive matrix protein 2-like
Exons: 2
Coding region: 48-488 (146 amino acids)
Source: RefSeq, a predicted model, not a curated record
GGCUGUGCAGCGCGGCGCGCAGGCAGCGUCCCGCCCGCUCCCUCCCCAUGCACGGCGGCGCCAGCCGGGGGACGCGGCGGCAGCUCCGCGCCGACCCGCGCUCUCGCCGCUGCCUCCGGCUGGGCGGCGCUCCCGCCGCUCACGUCAUCGCGCGGCUGCGGGCGGGGCGGUCCCGCCGCGCUGCCCCGGCCAGGCGCGGCCGCUCCGCGCGGGGCUCGCCGUGCCGGGCCGGGCCGGGCCGGGCCGGGCCGGGCCGGGCGGGACGGGGAGCCCCCCGGCCCGCGGGGACACCGUGCGGCCGCAGGGCGGGCGUCGCGCAGCUCUCCCGGGGAGCCGGCGGUCCCCUCGUCACAGAACCGCAGCAUACUCUGAGUUGGAAAGGGCAAGGGACACACAUGGAUCAUCGCGUCCAGCUCUCGGCCCUACACAGUACCAUCCCCAAGAGUCACUUUGCAGUGUGGAAAACUCACACAAACAUGCUGCAGUGACACUGGAAACUUCUUCCAAGCAGAGAAAAGAAAGAAACUCCAAAAUAAAAAUAUGCUGAUGCCUCCCAAACAUAAUUACUUAAUAUGCCACUGAUAUCCAGACCACUCAAAAGAUACAGAGAGUAGUGUACUACAUUGGUUGUGUUCACUGCAUGACAUAAGACUAUGCUCAUCAAGAUUUCUGUGGACAGAUCCUGCAAAUGCAAAGAAUUUGACUGAAAUAGAUGACAAGUCCUUAUAUUGUUAAGUUUCAGUAGUUUGUCAGGAUCAGGUGUAGUUGGGCCUGCAAAAUGUCUCACCCUCUGGAGUGAUAAAGCACACCAUCCCUUGCUUAGAUUUUGAAAGUCCAAUCUGUGUUAGGACUCCAAACUUUACAGCUUAUCUAAUCAUACCUGGUAUUCUUGUUUGUCUUCAAUUAUAAUUAAACAUGUUUAAGUAUAGCAUAGCAAGAAACAGAAUUGUUCUAUGAAAAAUCCUUUUUCACUGUUCAGCAUUGUUCAUUACUUUCAUCAGGGUUCUGGCUACUAUAUCAAUUUUCAAGAAAACCUUUAAAAGGCAUCUGCACUCAAAAACUGUGAACAUCUCAGGUUUGCAUCUAACUGCCAUUUAAGCACCCCCCCUUCCCUUUUUCUUUGCUAAAUGAUGAUACAGUGUCCAUACAUUUGCAUGUUACUAUGCUUGGACACCAGUGUCAACCUGUGGGAGGGAGUUGCUCCAUACUGUUCACACAUUUCAUUUUGUGUCUUCACACUCUGUGAAUGCCCUUGUGUAUAGGGUGUAGUAACAUAGGCAUAACCUACAGAAUCCAAAAACAUGGAUGCUAAACAAUAAAGUUAGUAAACAUAUUCCCGAAUAAUGGACAAAGAUACUGCUAAUAAUACAAAAAACAUUAUUUCUACAGGUGGUGUAGCAGCUUCAAAUUUAGUUUGCUUUUCAAAGCAAGUUACGAACUUGCCAUCUGUGCAAAAGGCUUAGUUUUACUUACUUGAUUACUUUACUUCAGUGUUCUAAAUUCUGAGUUUAGUGUGCUGGCCAGGAUAUAGACUUUGUUUCAUUUUCAUGUUCAAAAAGCUGAAAAUUACAGAAAUAGUUCUGUAGUAGUUCCUUCAAAAAUUCUCAUAGUUGUCCUUUGAUUUAUAAUUUUCAGCUGAAAUUAAAAUCAAAGCAUAUUCUCUUUUCAGAAGUAGGGAGUUAUUUGCAAAACCUUUUCAAAUUACAACACUAACGAAGUUACUUAUUUUAGUCAAAUCUAUGCAUGUAUUUCACUUUUCUUUCUACUUUUGUAGUAGGAUGUAAAAUUCAUACUGUUUAGUAAGUACAUAUGUCAUAAUGUUUUGUCUCAUUUUAUUUGUGUAAUAGGCCCUGCCUUGGACAAAGACAUAGUUUGGUUAAAAAGCCAUGCUUUCUCUUUAAAUAUAUGAUGCGAAGAACAGUCUUAAAAGAAAUGUUAUCAUUUUUUAUAGUCAUUCUCUGAAACCUUUUUCUUGAAGUUGUAUGAGUGAUUACCUCCUUCCUGGAGGGGAAUGGAAGAAAAAGCACCUGUAAAUACAGGUGCUUUGUGUAUGACUCGGCUUGCAAAAGGACAUACUUCUAAUUCAUCCCCUGUGGGAAAAUAUAACUUAGAAAAAGAAGCCAUCUCUUGGCUUUGAGGGUCCCAACAGGAAGCACAAGAUUUUCCUCUUCCAUUUGAAGGGAAGACAUCCAUUUGAUACUGUUCCUCUGAGGGACAGUAGAAAGUACCUAAAAAUACCAUUUGUAAUGCAUUUCUGAAAAGACAGCUUUUGGAGCAUAUACCUAAGGAUGCAAAAGGUACUUCUCCAGACACUGAAUUGUACCCUCAUUAGAAGAUGCACAUCUUUGUCAGUUCCUUCUCCAACAGCCCACUGUGUUCUUGAUCAGGUACAAAAUGCUGCAUAACAACAAUCCCAUAGGAAAAAAAUUUUAAAAACCCUAACAAACAUAGAAAAAGCCCUACAAGAACAGGCUUUAGUUCAGUUGCUGAGCAAGUAAAAAGCGCUCAGAGACUACAGGGACUAAUGCAGGACGGUGACUUUUAUAAAUCAGUGGAAUUGAAUCAGGUAAUGCUCCCUGUGUGUCCAAAACUUCCCUGUUUCCUUUCCCAGAAGUUUCCAGGAGCUGGAUAAGCUUUCAUUUUCAACAGCUCUCCGGGAUUCCCUCCAAACAAUACAAGGAGAAGACAGAG